GCUUUUGAAUUAUAUUUCAGAUGGGAAAUUGUUGUCAGAUGAUGUGACUCAUUAUGUUGUCCCUGACUGGAAGAUUGUCCAAGAUUACCUUGAGAUCCUUGAGCUUCCAGAGCUAAAGGGGAUUAUUUUCAUGCAAACAGCAUGUCAAGCUGUGCAGCAUCAAAGGGGUCGCAGACAGUACAACAAAUUGCGAAAUCUAGUGAAGGAUGCCCGUAAUGACUGUAUUCUGUUUGCUAAUGAAUUCCAGCAGUAUUGUUAUCUGCCGAGAGAGAGGGGAGAAUCAAUGGAGAAAUGGCAGACCAGGAGUAUCUACAAUGCAGCAGUAUGGUAUUAUAACCACUGCUUGGGUCAGCUGCCAGUAGUUAUGGUAACAGAAGAUGAAGAUGGUAUCAGAGAAUAUGGAGGUGAAACAGAAGGAGUGUUUGUGAUUUCAUUCAAGAAUUACUUGGAUAAUUUUUGGCCUGACUUAAAGGCUGUCCAUGAACUCUUUGAUUCCAUACUUCAAUCUCGGCGUGAACGAGAGAGUGAAAGCCAAGAAAAAAAUGGGAAGGAAUACUCUGAACAUCUUCCUGUGGAAGUACUGGAGGCUGGAAUCAAAUCUGGAAGAUAUAUACAGGGUGUCCUGAAUGUCAAUAAGCACAGAGCACAAAUAGAAGCUUUUGUUCGACUUCAAGGAGCUAGCAGUAAAGAAACAGAUCUCCAAAGCGAUAUACUUAUUCAUGGUACCAAAGCUCGGAACCGUGCAAUCCAUGGUGAUGUAGUAGCUGUAGAGUUGUUACUCCAGAAUGAAUGGAAAGGAAGAACUGCUGCCCUUUGUGAAAAUGAUACGGAAGAAAAGGCACCAGGUGAAACCUCCAGUGAACCUAUGCCCACAGGCAGAGUUGUUGGAAUCAUUCAGAAGAAUUGGCGAGAUUAUGUGGUCACUUUUCCAUCGAUGGAAGAGAGUCAAUCUCAGGGUAAAAAUGCCCAGAAAAUCCUUGUUACACCUUGGGAUUAUAGAAUUCCCAAAAUCAGGAUCAGUACGCAGCAAGCUGAAGCAUUACAGAACUGUAGAGUUGUUGUGCGAAUUGAUUCUUGGGAGUCAACAUCCGUGUAUCCAAAUGGACAUUUUGUACGAGUUUUAGGGCGGAUAGGAGAUCUUGAAGGGGAGACCGCAGCAAUUCUGGUGGAGAACGGCAUUUCUGUUGCUCCUUUCUCAGAAGCCCAGAUGUGUGAGAUGCCUUUCAGUACCCCAGAGAAUCCAUGGAAGGUGAAUCCAGAGGAGGAAUUAAAACGCAUAGACUUGAGGGAUACACAUUUAGUAUUCAGCAUUGACCCCAAAGGCUGUGAAGAUGUGGAUGAUGCCCUGUCCAUUAGAGAAUUAGCCAAUGGGAACCUGGAGCUAGGUGUCCAUAUUGCAGACGUAACCCAUUUUGUGGCAGUAAAUUCUUACACUGACAUUGAAGCCAGAGCAAGGGCAACAACGUAUUAUUUAGCUGAUCGUCGUUAUGAUAUGCUGCCUUCCAUCCUGAGUGCUGACUUGUGCUCUCUUCUUAGCAGAGUUGACAGGUAUGCUGUCAGUGUCAUGUGGGAGCUAGAUAAAAAUUCCUAUGAAAUCCUGAGAGUCUGGUACAACAGAACCAUCAUUCAGUCUUCAUACAAACUGGUCUACGAGGUAGCACAGGGGUUAUUAGAUGGUGACCUAAGUGUAGUUGAUGAUAUCCUGGAACUCAAAGAACUGGAUGAGAGAACUAGACAGCAGAAGCUGGAAGUGCUGGUCUGGGCAAUAGGAAAACUGACUGAUGUAGCUCGACAUGUUCGGGCUAAACGCGACAGCUGUGGUGCUCUAGAGCUGGAAGGAGUGGAAGUAAGAGUACAGCUGGAUGAUAAAAAGAACAUUCAUGAUCUCAUCCCUAAACAGCCACUAGAGGUGCACGAGACUGUAGCUGAAUGUAUGAUCCUUGCCAACCACUGGGUGGCGAAGAUGAUUUGGGAGAACUUUCCUCACCACGCCUUGCUGCGCCGACAUCCUCCACCGCGGCAAGAGUUUUUUGCUGAGCUCCGAGAAUGCGCCAGUGCCAAAGGCUUUUCCAUAGACACACGGUCUAAUAAAGCACUGGCUGAUUCUCUGGAUAAAGCAGAAGAUCCCUUAGAUCCAAUUGUGAAUAAACUACUGCGGUCCAUGGCUACUCAGGCAAUGUCUAAUGCACUGUACUUCUCAAGUGGCUCUUGUCCUGAAGAAGAGUUCCAUCAUUAUGGACUGGCCCUAGAUAAAUAUACGCAUUUUACUUCUCCUAUUAGAAGAUAUGCUGAUAUUGUCGUCCACAGACUGCUAAUGGUUGCCACUUUAAAAGAUACUGAAGUAAAUGCUACAGUUAAUUUGUUCAGCAACAAAGAUCUUGAGGAAUUGUGUAGACACAUCAACAACAGAAACAGGGCUGCACAACAUGUCCAGAAACAGUCUACGGAGCUUUUCCAGUGUAUGUAUUUCAAAGAAAAAGUCCCUGAAACAGAUGAGCGCUGUACAGCAGAUGGUGUUGUUUACUCCAUUCGAACAAAUGGUGUACUUGUUUUUGUACCAAGGUAUGGCAUUAAAGGUGCUGCUUAUCUAAAAAACAAAGAGGGUUUGGUCAUCUCUUUUCAGUCUGAUGGCUCUUGUAUGUGGAAACCGGGUUCUCUCCUCCACUGUCAGAACAGAAUUAUUUCUACUACAGCUGAUGGAGAAUUUGUUACAUUGAGUCUGUUUGACCAUAUAACAGUAAAAAUAUCUGUGCAGACUUCACACUGCCACCCUGCCACCAUCAAGCUUGAAAUAAUUAGCAACACACCUUACAAGCGUGAAGCUACAGAACUCUACCAGAAGAAUUCUCAUAUAAUGAAAACUGACUUAAUAAAAGAAGUAACUAGAUCGGCAGAGGAAGCUCAGCUUGCGCAGGAAAAGAACACAGUUCAAGUAAUUCAGGAAGAAUAUCAGGAGUAUUGCCAAACAAAGGGAGUUAACUUGUACCAGCUGCUUGAGGAAAUUAAGGAGUUAGCUCUACUAGAUGUAUCAGCAGAUAACCACACAUAAAGUACUAGUUGGUUCUGCUCUACUGAAGCAGCUUUCCACAAUUUUAAAUCUUGUUUUAAAAACUGAUGUAAACGUUUUUAAUGUUUUCUGCUUUUGCUAAUGUGAACUGUACCUUAACUGCAAUUUAACACUGAUUUUUACAGGAUGAGAUAAACUAGUUCUAUUUAAGAUGUUUUAUAUGUGGCCAACUACUGUAUUCUUCUGGAAAGACUACAGAUUGUAUUGUGGUGACCUCCUUAAAGAUUUAUUUUUUAAAAAA
Pelodiscus sinensis (Chinese soft-shelled turtle) is the source of this 3308-nucleotide messenger RNA. The record is from RefSeq and is a predicted model, not a curated record. Lineage: Eukaryota; Metazoa; Chordata; Testudines; Trionychidae.